AUGCAGCGAGAACGAGCAGAAAGAAGCCCCAAGAGGCUUCGAGCUGACGAUGCAUGCUCUGCGUCGCUCCCUCCUGUGGAGAACGGCCAGCAGCAGCAACAGCAACAGCAGCAGCAGCAGCAGCAGCAGCAGCAGCAGCAGGCAGCAGCUCUAGCUCUGCAGGGGGAGCUUGCUCCUGGGGCCCUCUCCUCUCUCCUCUCUCUGCAUGCACGCUUUCACUGCGACGUUUGUGGGGCCGAUAUAAGUGGGUCUUUCCGUAUUCGUUGUGCUGAGUAUUGGACUGCAGAAGAAGAAAUGCUCCUCGUUGAGGGAGUCAGCAAACAUGGAUUCGGUAACUGGCUGGAGGUGGCUGAGUUGGUAUCGCAUGCAUCAAUGGAGCCAAAGACAGCAGAUCAAUGUGAACGCCAUUAUUUAAAUUUUUAUUUAAAUUCUCCAACUUCUCCUCUUCCUGAUUUAUCUGCACUUAUACAAAACAAAGAUGGGGGAGCUAUCACACCAGAAGAAGCUAAAACACUCAGAGAAGCACAACAACUAACGAAAACUGAACCAGAGCCCGUUGGCGGCACGACCAGCCCCACUCCCCUCGCCCGCAAAAGCCCCAAACCUUCUCACUCUAUCGUCGGCUACUGGCCCCUACGCGGAGACUUUGACGUCGAGUUCGAUAACGACGCUGAACUCAUCCUAGCUGAUAUGGAAUUCAAGGACGGAGAGGCGGUGCAGGAGAGACAGCUGAAACUACAAAUCAUCGAGAUUUAUAAUUCUAAACUCGACGAACGCAUAUACAGAAAAAACACCAUCAUCAGCAGGGGGUUGCUGGACGUUAAGUCGAUUCACAUGCGAGACAAAAAAAGAACAAAAGAAGAAAGAGAUCUCCACAACCUCUUUAAGCCCCUGGCUAGGUUUCAAACUGAUGAGCAGCAGGAACGUCUGGUGCAGCUUCUUAUUGAAGAACGCCGCAUACGCCAACGCCUCGCCCUCCUCCAUGAGUGGUGCAGCUUGGGAUUGAAAACUGCUAAAGAUGUAGAGGCAUAUGAAGAAGAGAAAGCAUGGAGAGAACAGCUGCGUACGCGGGCCCCAGACUUGUGUCUAUCAGCAGCACCAGCUGGCACUAUCCACGCAGCAGCAGCAGCAGCAGCAGCAACAGCAGCAGCAGCAGCAGCAACAACAGGGGCCUCAGCCAAGGCCCAGCCCCCUGCUGCUGCAAAAGGCAGAUCAGGCCAAAGGGGUGGUUCUCUCUCUGCUGCAGCAGCAGCUACACCGGGGACGGGGGGCCCCCAAGUGGGGGCCCCCGUUACCCCUAUUAAGAACUUCCCUGGCGCGAAGCUCCUCAAGCCAGAGGGUGUGGGGGCCCCCCCUGGGGCCCCCAAGGCCCUGGGGGGCCCCCCUACUGAGGGGGGGGUACCAGCAGCUGCUACAGAGCAAGAAGGGGAGGCCCACCCGCUGCCGCAGUUUGUGCAGCCUGGGGUGUAUAGGCAGCUCGGCAACGCCGCAGAUGAGCAGCUGCAUGCUGCAGCAGCAGCAGCUGCUUUUGCUGCUUCUACUCCUGCUGCUGCUGCUGCUGCUGCUGCUGUUCCUAGUGCUGCAGCAGUAACAGCUGUCGAGCAGCAGCAGUAA
Messenger RNA from Eimeria mitis, 1614 nucleotides. RefSeq names its product transcriptional co-activator ADA2-A, putative. Gene Ontology annotation, cellular component: nucleus. NCBI's taxonomy places the organism in Eukaryota, Apicomplexa, Conoidasida, Eucoccidiorida, Eimeriidae. The transcript has 10 exons. Gene Ontology annotation, biological process: chromatin remodeling; regulation of transcription by RNA polymerase II. The record is from RefSeq and is a predicted model, not a curated record. Gene Ontology annotation, molecular function: chromatin binding; transcription coactivator activity. The coding region runs from base 1 to 1614 and encodes 537 amino acids.